AUGGGAGACCACGAUGGCGCGCCCUCUACAGCACCACCCACCGGCGACGAGGACGCGGCAAUGGAUUCACCGCCCCUGCAUCCAAUCCCGUGCAUGCAAGGCGCCUUCGAAGAAUCCAUCAUGGAGUCCGUCGAUCCCGCCAACACUGAAGACUCGGCCAAUGCGAUGGACAAGCCCAAUGCACAAGCGCGACGGCAGCAGUUGCUCGCCGACUUGGACUACAACGACUCGUACACUGCGAAGUGGAGGAGAAAGCCGGGCGCCAAAUACCACCCGCUGUGGAAGCUCGUGGCGCAGAUUGCGUUCGGCGUACACCUGUUGCAUCACCAGCUGGCAAAAUCAGAUGCCGAAGUGGUCAAGAUCCUCAAAUCGCAUGUAAAUGAGAUGGACGGCUUCUGCAAACGGACCGCAGAGGAUUUUGAGCUUGCCAUAGCCGACAUCCAAGAACGCAUCAACUACCUCAAGUUACCAUUGGAGCACGUGCAGAUUUUUGACAUCAUGCUCGAUGACCGACAGUUCCGCACAUCCAUAAUCGAGGGAAACGAGAAGAUCGAACACAUCGUUAGUCGCACGGCGCAGGCAAUGAAUGAUACGCUGCUAGACAUUGGCACGGGCUUGGAAGCUACCGAAGAAUUCACAAACUACUUGGACAGGAUAGGUCGAGAGUGGACCGAGGAGAAUCAAGAGCUGUCAAGCAUCUAUACCGCAAUGCGCGGCAACAGUGAUGGCUGGGAUCGUUGCCUCAAAGCUCUGCAGCUGAGAGGUAGCAAGCUCGGCGUGGUUCUGGUGCAGCUUGGCAGUAUAUUGAAUGAAAUGUCAAAGCGGGCGGGCGUUGCCAGCAGGAGAAGCAUAACGGAGCAUCGAAGUCCAGAGAGCGGCAGCAGACAAACCUCCCGCUCACCAAGACCACGAGUGGCCAGUCCUCCAGCGGCUCCCAAGCAACCCAAGGCGCGCCCAUCCCAGAAGCCUCUUCCGCAAGACCCAGAUCUUGUUGCGCCAGCAGUCCAGGCAACACUUCCGCAGCCCCAUCCGAUACCGCUGGAGAAGCGAUUUGAGAACCCGCGUGAACAACCUGAGCCGCAGCGCCGGAAGCCUGCGGGUGCCCCGCGCGAGGCAGCGGGAUCUGCUCAAGCAAGGUCGAAUCAAAUGGCCGACCUAGCAGACUUCUUCCGAGAUACCGGACCAGUAGACUCGGAACCGCCACCGAUCAUGCGGACGCCGAAGCAGACAACGCCCGACCAUCGCGUUCCAACGAGCAGGUUCUCAAAGCGUUUUAGCCGAGACAAGCCUACCAGCCCAACCAUGGCGCAAGAUUCCGCAUACUCCUCUGGGUCUUCCGGUCACUCCGCUUCUGGAUCUGGUUCCGCAAACUCACGUGAGCGUCCGUCGCCUUCUCCAGGCCGAGCGUCUGCUCACCUUACCCUACCUUCGUAUGGUGCACCGCCUUCACCACUAGCUCACUCCUUUAAGAGCACUGGGAUUGGAAAGUCUACUCCAUCGUCCUAUCCCAAGUCGCCCGUGCCUCGACGUAGUUCGGUGGUUGCCAGCGCUUCUGCUCAGAAGCAAAAGCCAUCACUACUCGGCAGAUUGUUUGGUCGAAGCAAGAAAGAUGUUGCUUGCUGA
This is a messenger RNA of Coniosporium apollinis CBS 100218, 1623 nucleotides long. RefSeq lists its product as uncharacterized. The coding region runs from base 1 to 1623 and encodes 540 amino acids. The transcript has 2 exons. Lineage: Eukaryota; Fungi; Ascomycota; Dothideomycetes. The record is from RefSeq and is a predicted model, not a curated record.